AUGCUGAUCACGGAUUAUAUGGCUAACAGAAUUCUCAGCCCCGAAUGGGACCCAAUCGAGUUCCAACCUCGGAGAGAGUGGCUCGAUAUCCGGGCCCAGCCAGUUGAGUGUAUUCGAGCCGUAUGCCUGUCACCCCCCGACUACUUCCAUCCAAACAUCUGGGCCAUUUUUCUGUCCACGUCUGAAGUAGACAUGACAGCGGUAAGGCUUGAAUGCCAACCAACCGACCGCCGCAGAACCAUCAUCCUACAAGGUUCUAAAGCCAGAAUCUUGUUUCAAAAAACAUCGGUCUUAUUCCCGCGCGAUGUGGCAGCGACCUUUGUCCUUGGUGUGAACCCGGGAUUCACGGUGGCGGAUAUUCACAGCAUAAUUGUUACGAAUGACCGGCACAAAUACGAGAUUGACGAAGAAUGUUUCAAUAUCCGAACCUGGGUUUAUGAUCAAAUCAAUCUCUUCAACCAGCAUGGUAUCUUCGCCAACUAUGGCGAGGUCGAAAUUGUGAAUGAUGCACUCCAGAGAAGAUGGCCAGGGGGAGAUCCUAACCCGCUCGAGGAAGGGGCUUACUAUGGUCUACAGUGUGACGAAAGGAAGCCAGCAUGCUCCAAAUGCAUCCAUCAUGCUAUCGAUUGCGACUUUCUCUCGACGGAAGCUACACCAUCAGCCUCGCCCUCUUCAGCACCAUCACCAUCCAAACCUUCGAAGGCCAAAUUUCGAUUCAAGCCUUCUAAAUACCAAUCUGAAAAAUACAAGCCCAGGGACGAAACAGGCGAGGCAUCUUCGCAGACAGUCUCCACGGAAGUCCAGUCCAAGGAUUCCAGCACCAGCGCCUUAUCACAGAGUCAAGAUACCAUCUCAUUCGCCGACCUACGACUCUUCCACCACUUUGUCACAGAGACCUAUCGCACCAUAGUGGACGAAGCAACCGACCGCAAUCAAGUUUGGCGAACUCACCUUCCACACUGGGGGUUCUCCACGCCGUCCAUCUUCCAUCUUAUGUUGGCGCUGGCAGCUUUGCAUCUGGGCUAUCUCCACCCCGAGGAAAGAGCUCGGUAUGUGUUGCAGGCAGAUGACCACUUCACAUUCGGCAUUCGAUCCGUGUCAGCUAUUCUAUCGAGCCUUAACUCGGGGAACUGCCAAUCGAUCUACAUGUCGACAGUGCUGGUAUGCUUUGUUUAUUUCGCACACGGUCCAAAACCCGGUGAAUACCUGGUGUUCAGUGAGACGGGAAAGGCUGAAUGGUUGGUUCUUAUGAGAGGAGUGAGGUCGAUCUUGUUCUCUCACCGUGACAAAAUCUUUACCGGGGUCUUAGAGAUUCAAACCGACCCUGCUAUUCAGGGCGUCAGCCCCUUGUUACAAGAUGAGCUCGGAGAACAUCAGUCCCGUAUCAAAGCAUUUCAACGUUUUAUGGAAAUGCAAGCUGGCGGGAGUUCCACAUCUCAAAUUCAUAUCGAUGCACUUGAACGGUUGUUCCAAAUGUUUGAGGAAGCAUACCGGUGUCUCAGUGCUGGGAAGGAUGGUACUAACUUGAUGGCUCCUCUCUUCGGGUGGAUAUACAGACUGUCCGAGGAGUUCAUUUGUCUUCUUGAGGAUAAGGAGCCAUUUGCGCUGGUUAUUCUUGCUUACUGGUGUAUUAUUUUGAAGUUCAUGGGAUCCUCGUGGCUUAUGAUCGCCUGGGAUCGACAUGUCAUCGCGGGAAUUCGGCAGUCUCUAGGCACUGAAUUUCACCAAUGGAUUGAGUGGCCUGUGCGUGUCAUUUGCGAUUGA
Penicillium verrucosum is the source of this 1764-nucleotide messenger RNA. RefSeq lists its product as uncharacterized. The record is from RefSeq and is a predicted model, not a curated record. Gene Ontology annotation, biological process: regulation of transcription by RNA polymerase II. Gene Ontology annotation, molecular function: DNA-binding transcription factor activity, RNA polymerase II-specific. Lineage: Eukaryota; Fungi; Ascomycota; Eurotiomycetes; Eurotiales; Aspergillaceae. Bases 1 to 1764 code for a protein of 587 amino acids. The transcript is spliced from 3 exons.